AUGUCCGGGCGACGCGACUUCCUCAACCAGGCAGCGCCCGAGAACUACGUCGCUGGUCUCGGUCGUGGCGCGACAGGUUUCACGACAAGAUCCGAUCUUGGUCCCGCUAGAGAUGGACCCAGUGAGGAUCAGAUCAAGGAGGCGCUCGCGAAACGAGCUGCUCAGCUUGGUCUCGCGCCAGACAAGAAGGGCAAGGAAAAGGAGGAGGAGGAAGAAAAAGAUGAAGAGCGAUACCAAGAUCCCGAUAACGAAGUCGGACUUUUUGCCGGCGGUGUCUACGACAAGGACGAUGAGGAAGCCGACAAGAUUUGGGAAUGGGUGGAUGAGAGAAUGGACCGAAGAAAAAAGCAGCGAGAAGCACGAGAACAGGCCGAGAAGGACGAAUACGAACGAAACAACCCCAAGAUUCAACAGCAGUUUUCCGACUUGAAGCGAGCGCUUGCCACUGUUACGGACGACGAAUGGGCAAACUUGCCUGAAGUCGGAGAUCUGACAGGAAAGAACCGACGUACCAAGAAGGCAAUGCGGGAGAGAGCGUAUGCUGUUCCUGACAGCGCUCUUGCGGCAGCGCGCGAUGCGGGUCAGAUGGGAACAACUAUUGUGGAUGACGAUAUGGCACCGAGUGCCGGCGGCGAUGCAGCGGACGGCACAAUGACCAACUUCGCCAAGAUUGGAGCGGCUCGCGACAAGGUGCUCAAGUCCAGGCUGGAACAGGCCGGCAGCGAUUCCGUUGCUCCAGGCACCUCAACCAGUAUCGAUCCACAAGGCUAUUUGACGAGCCUCAACAAAGCAGCUACGGGUAAUCCAGCAGACAGCGUCGGAGAUGUCAACCGUGUGCGCCAACUCUUGCAGUCGGUUGUCAAGACAAACCCUUCAAAUGCUCUAGGUUGGAUCGCAGCGGCACGACUGGAGGAGUUGGCAGGCAAGUCUGUGACAGCACGAAAGACUAUUGAAAAGGGUUGUGCGCAGUGUCCAAAAAGUGAAGAUGCGUGGCUGGAGAACAUUCGACUCAACGAAGACGUACCCGCUAAUGCCAAGAUCGUCGCGCGAAGAGCCAUUGAGGCCAACAACACCUCGGUCAGACUAUGGAUAGAGGCCAUGAAGCUAGAGCUAAUCCCAAGCAACAAGAAGCGAGUUAUUCGACAGGCACUUGAUCACAUUCCGGAGUCGGAAGCUUUGUGGAAGGAGGCUGUGAGUCUGGAGGAGAACGUCGAUGAUGCGAGACUUCUUUUGGCCAAGGCUACGGAGCUUAUUCCUCUUUCUAUCGAUUUAUGGCUGGCAUUGGCACGCCUAGAGACACCAGAGAACGCCCAAAAGGUUCUCAACAGGGCACGAAAGGCUUGCCCUACUUCUCACGAUAUUUGGAUCGCAGCCGCACGUCUACAGGAGCAGCUUGGACAAGGAAGCAAGGUCAACGUUAUGAAGCGUGCUGUCCAGGUUCUGGCUAAGGAAUCCGCCAUGCCCAAGCGUGAAGAAUGGAUCACCGAAGCUGAACGAUGCGAAGAUGAAGGCGCUGUCAUCACUUGCCAGAACAUCAUCCGCGAAACUCUGGGUUGGAGCUUGGACGAGGACGACGAUCGCAAGGACAUUUGGAUGGAGGACGCAAAGUCUAGUAUCAACCGAGGCAAAUACGAGACAGCAAGGGCUAUUUACGCCUACGCCCUGCGGGUCUUUGUCAACAGCAGGACGAUGUGGAUGGCAGCAGCAGACCUGGAGAGAAACCACGGCAACCGAGAAUCGCUCUGGCAGGUAUUGGAGAAGGCCGUCGAGGCAUGCCCCAAGAGUGAGGAUCUGUGGAUGAUGCUGGCCAAGGAGAAGUGGCGGGCCGGAGAGUUGGAUGCUGCUCGUCUCGUUCUCAAGCGAGCCUUUAACCAAAACCCCAAUAACGAAGACAUCUGGCUUUCGGCUGUCAAGCUGGAGUCAGAGAGUGGCAACGAAGAGCAGGCGCGCAAGCUUCUGGAAAUUGCCCGUGAACAGGCCCCCACAGAUCGUGUAUGGAUGAAGAGUGUUGUAUUCGAACGAGCGCUGGGCAAUGCCGAGGCAGCGCUUGACCUUGUCCUGCAGGCACUCCAAUUGUUUCCUGCAACGCCAAAACUCUGGAUGCUCAAAGGUCAGAUCUACCAGGAUAUGGGUAAGAUUGGCCCGGCAAGAGAGGCCUACGGCACCGGUGUCAAGGCUGUACCCAAGUCCGUACCCUUGUGGCUUCUAUAUACCAGGCUGGAGGAGGAAGCCGGUGCCACCGUCAAGGCACGAUCUGUGCUUGACCGUGCUCGACUGGCAGUGCCAAAUGAUGCGCUAUUGUGGCGUGAGUCAGUGCGACUUGAACGACGAGCAGGCAACAUGGUCCAGGCCAAGGCGAUGAUGGCCAGAGCGCAACGAGAAGUUCCCAAGAAUGGUCUCCUCUGGGCAGAACAGGUUUGGUAUUUGGAAGCACGCACACAGCGCAAAGCUCGCAUUCUCGAGGCUAUCAAGGCGGUGGACGGUAGUCCUGACAUCUUCGUUGUCGCGGCGCGCAUUUUCUGGGGUGAACGUAAGAAGGAACAGGCGCAGAAGUGGUUCGAGAAGGCUAUUGUGCUGGAUAACGACAAUGGAGACUCAUGGGCUUGGUACUACAAGUUCCUGCUCCAGUACGGCACAGAGGAGACGAAAGCUGAUGUCGUGACCAAGUGCGUUCUCAAUGAGCCUCGACAUGGCGACGUGUGGCCAGCAGUCGCCAAGAAGCCUGCGAAUGCUGGGAAGAGCUGUGAAGAGAUUCUGAAGUUGGUUGUCGAAGAGUUGGAUCAAUAG
Fusarium venenatum is the source of this 2787-nucleotide messenger RNA. RefSeq names its product PRP1 splicing factor, N-terminal-domain-containing protein. Lineage: Eukaryota; Fungi; Ascomycota; Sordariomycetes; Hypocreales; Nectriaceae. Gene Ontology annotation, biological process: mRNA splicing, via spliceosome; spliceosomal tri-snRNP complex assembly. The record is from RefSeq and is a predicted model, not a curated record. Gene Ontology annotation, cellular component: U4/U6 x U5 tri-snRNP complex; catalytic step 2 spliceosome. Gene Ontology annotation, molecular function: protein binding.